CUUUUUUAUCGGGGAUUUAUUUUUUUGCGUAAUUGUCUCUAGAAGCUGAAACCGAGUGAUUUAUCAUUUAACCCGCCGGACGGAUCUUUUUUUUUUUUUAAUUAUCGUUAUCAUCAUGGUGUCAGGAGCUGGGAGGUGUCCCGGUGCGGUUGUCCGGUACCUGGUGUCCGCCUGUCUGCUGUCGGUGCUGCUCUACCUGCCGGAGGCUCAGGCGUCUAUUAACCCACAGAGUGGAGAGUGCAAAGGCAAAGGGAAGGACUGCACAGGUAAAGGCUUCUACAUAUUUAUCCCCUCCGACACCAACACCAGAACCCCCCCUGAACAGAAACAAAGCUGUCAAACUGAGGAUUUACAACAUGCCAUCUCACAGUUCCCUGUAGACACACCUGAUGUCACUGAGCCAGGAGCUGUGAGAGGAGCCAGCAGGUGCAUCUGUAACAUCAUCUGCAGCCGUCACAACGAGAACGUGGUGUGCGCCACCGACGGGAACUCGUACGACAACCCGUGUCUGGUCCGAGAGGCGUCGUGUAUGAAGCAGGAGCAGAUCGAUGUGAAGCACCUGGGAAAGUGUCCCGCUGAUAAAGAGAAAAUGGGGAAGAAAGACGACGGCAGUCCUUUCAAAGUAAACGUCUUAGAAACCAAAGGUCUGGACCACAGUGAUGGUUUCUACGCUGGGAUGCCGAUCCCCUGCACCGACAGCUACGCCGGCUUCUGUGUUCAUGGGAAAUGUGAGAUCAAAUACAACAUGGCCACCUGCAGAUGUGACUCCGGCUACAAAGGUCCUCAGUGUGACGAGCCUCAGGACUUCAACAUCCUCUACGUGGUUCCCAGUGGACAGAAGCUUCACUACGUCCUCAUUGCCGCCAUCAUCGGCGCCGUGCAGAUCGCCAUCAUUGUUGCCGUGGUGAUGUGCAUCACAAGGAAAUGUCCAAAAAACAACAGAGGCCGCCGGCAAAAACAAAACCUGGGACACUUCUCCUCGGACACAAACUCCAGGAUGGUAUAG
Molecule: messenger RNA, 1006 nt
Organism: Scomber scombrus (Atlantic mackerel)
Lineage: Eukaryota; Metazoa; Chordata; Actinopteri; Scombriformes; Scombridae
Product: tomoregulin-1-like
Exons: 7
Coding region: 116-1006 (296 amino acids)
Molecular function (GO): protein binding
Source: RefSeq, a predicted model, not a curated record